Messenger RNA from Oreochromis niloticus (Nile tilapia), 2410 nucleotides. Its product is annotated as V-set and immunoglobulin domain-containing protein 8. Lineage: Eukaryota; Metazoa; Chordata; Actinopteri; Cichliformes; Cichlidae. Gene Ontology annotation, cellular component: external side of plasma membrane. The record is from RefSeq and is a predicted model, not a curated record. Gene Ontology annotation, molecular function: signaling receptor binding. The transcript is spliced from 4 exons. Gene Ontology annotation, biological process: T cell receptor signaling pathway; regulation of cytokine production. The coding region runs from base 203 to 1126 and encodes 307 amino acids.
ACAUUAAGAAAACAACAACAACUGGAGGAAGUCCCUGCAGAGACGCAUAUCCUUACAGAGUUUGCAGAGCAAAGUAAACCACUGAUCCUGUCACAUUAGGAUAGAUUCGCUACCAAUAUCGGGCUUGUAUGUGCCAUCUAUAUUUGGAUCGAUCCGCCCACUACUACCAAACAGCGGGCCGACCGUUGUGCAACCUGCAGAAAUGUCGUCUGUUGUAGUUUUCUUCUCCCUCCCGAUGUUGGUGGCUUCUGCGUUGAAAGAGCUCAGAGUGAGGCCUGGACAAGAUGCCACUCUUCAAUGUUGGGGUCCCAGAAAUGCACACAUCACCCUGCUGGAGUGGAGCAGACCGGAGCUCAUCUCACAGGGUUAUGUGUUCUUCUUCCAAGACCAGCGCUCGUACGAGAACUACCAGCACGAGUCCUUUAAAGGUCGAGUGCAGCUGAGAGACCCAUCCAUGAAAGACGGAGAUGUUACUGUGAUUCUGAGAAACGUCAGCGUGAGCGAUACAGGAGCAUAUGAGUGUCAGAUUACAACCAGCAGCACCAGAAAUGGCGAGAGAGUCGUCAAAGAGUUCAAGCACUCCAUCAACCUCACAGUCACAGAGUCUGUUCAGAUAAACAUCACAGCUGGACAGAACGUAAUUCUGCCAUGUCGAGCUCCAAACAUCGACAGCAAUUCCAAGGCAGUUGUAAAGUGGAGCAGAGCUGACCUUGGAAAAGAUUAUGUUCUUUUGUAUCGGGAUGAACAGCCUGAUCCAGAAGAGCAGCAUCCAUCUUUUAAGAACCGGGUGGAUCUGCAGAACAGACAGAUAAAGGAUGGAGACGCGUCUUUGAUUCUGAAGGAUGUCACGACUGCUGAUAGUGGAACAUACGAGUGUCGCGUCUUCAGAAGAACAAACCGCAGGAAGAGAGCUAAUCUGGAGACUGACCCUAUCAGUGUCAUCAGCCUGAAAGUUGAUCCUCCAGGUCAGACAGGAGGAGACACAGAGGAUGGAGUGAGCAGAGGACAUGCUGGACUGAUGGCGGUUUUGUCACUCUUUGCUGUGAUUGCUGCUUUGGCGAUCUUUAUAAAACUAAAUCCACCUCCUCCUCUUUCUUGUCCUUCUGUCUGCAGAAAUGUACUUUGAUUGUAGUAUGAUCCUGACAUUAAGAUUAAGGAAAAAUCUUUCAGUAAAUAUGAUUAAGACAACUAGAAUGAUCAUUAUUGCUACUGAACUGACUGUUGCACGUGUCAGAAAUUACAGUUGUUCUCAAUCGAUUUGGUGCAAUUCUCACAGCACAAACCUCAUUCUCCCUGCUCUUCAUGAAGUCCUUAAAACAGUUUGGGCAUUCUUCAUAAUUCAGAAUCAUCUGUGCAAAACACGCUCCAAACACGAAUCAGUCACUUCAACUCUGUGAAGUGAAUGGAUAAAAAAAAAAAAAACUUUCACCGCCUCUUAAAGAAGUCAUCAAAGUAUUUUUUUUUCUCAAAAACGUCCUGACUUUGGAAAAAAUGUCUGACCUUGAUGAUGAUGGGCUACAGUUACAGGCGAGCACACAGGGGGCCACACCUGUCAGCUAUCAACAUGAAACUGGGGCUGCAUUUCACACAGACAAACAUAUUGAAAACAUUAGAUUGAAAUACUGAAAAACAGUAAUCGGAGAAAUGAGCGAUCAAGAGCUCUAACUGACAAAAGUACAAACUUCUGUUUUGAUGAGUUUUCAGAUUCAAGUGACAAGUGCAUUAACGCAGCAACAAAGAUCACAAGUAUGGAUAUAAACAAAAGCAGUGUUUAUAAAAACAAUGAGACCGUCUAAUGUUCAUAAGGAAAUGCUCAAACCGAUUUAAGAACUGCAUCAAAAAUGGUGAGAAUGACUUUUCUCUCUGUGACGGAUGGAGAAAAGCUGUAAAGCUGGCCCACGUGUCCGCUUCAAUCCGUGCUCUCGUCACAGUGGACAGUUUGUGAACCAAGAACUAACUGGGCACUCAGAUAGUUCUUAGGUCAUGUGACAGAACAGUUCACCUUUAUUUCAGCUUUUUCAUUCAGACUUCCUUCACUGGAAAAUAAUAAAUAAAAAUAAUACAAAACAAUACAUUUUAAAAAUAAAUACAAAAAUAAAAGCUGUUACAAUAAAUUGUCUUCCAUAUUUUUAUUUUAUAUCCUAUUUUUCCUUUUUGAUAAAAUAAAUAAUAUUGUGAAAAUUGUCGAAUGUUUUAUCUGAUUUUGAGUGUGAACUGUAGCUUUGAAUAUGUUAAAAUAUAUUUGCAUUAGUAGCUGUGAUUGGCUCCAGCCCCCCUAAAGACUCUCAUAAGGCUAAGUGGAAGAGGAUUAAUAGAUGGAUAUUUACCUUUGAUGACUUCGCUUGCUGUAAUCGUGCUGAAGGAGUGUUAAAGAGCAAACAGCUCACACACAAAUGGAGAAAUCCAGAGA